AUUCAUUGUCUUCCGUGUCUAAAUAUAUCAGAAAAAGAAAGGCUCCCCGGCCAGACGAUCCAUUCUCUAGCCAGAAGCAAGGAAAGAUCAAAGCAGAAACGGUACACACUUCUCUGAAACCCAAAUGUCAACCACUAAACCUCAUCAUGAUGCAGAAUCUGAUGCCCAACUAGUUUAUCAGGAGGACGAGAAGACCACUAUAUUUUAUCCAAGAGGACUCAAUAUUGUGUGGGGCAAUGACCCCCGCUACUGGCGCUUACCUUCUGAUCAGGAAAAGACAGGGCCUGUUGAUUUGGUACAGGUAUCAUGGCUGGAGGUAACCGGUUCACGCGAGAAUCUGGCGCCUGGAAAGACGUACGAAAUAGGGUUCAGGAUAUCAUUGACACAAGAAGCUUUUGGUUGGAAUGGGAGCAAGGUUUACGUGAUGGCCAAGCUAGGGCGAAGGGGAAAGUACAAUUGGAAGAGAGCAAGCCUGGAUGCUUUCACAAAUGGGACUCCCGUCGAAAUUCCUCUAGCCAAUGACAAACUCAAAAUCCAAACUACCAAUUCUGAGACCACCAUCUUCUUCGGUAUGUAUGAAGUCUGGAGCGGCAAAUGGAAGGGAGGCCUCAGAAUUCACAAUGCUUACAUCAGAGAAGCGUGAAAUUAGCAAAGCUCACUCAUCUAUAUCCGAUCCAUUUUACAAUAUCA
Juglans microcarpa x Juglans regia is the source of this 690-nucleotide messenger RNA. Its product is annotated as protein PHLOEM PROTEIN 2-LIKE A9. NCBI's taxonomy places the organism in Eukaryota, Viridiplantae, Streptophyta, Magnoliopsida, Fagales, Juglandaceae. The transcript has 3 exons. The coding region runs from base 125 to 643 and encodes 172 amino acids. The record is from RefSeq and is a predicted model, not a curated record.